UUUUUAUUUUUUUUUUAUUUUAUUUUUUAUUUUAUGUAUAUGAGUACAAUGUUGCUGGAUUUAGACAUACCAGAAGAGGGCAUCAGAUCCCGUUAAAGAUAGUUGUGAGCCACCAUCUGGUUGCUGGGAAUUGAACUCAGGACCUCUGGAAGAGCAGUCAGUGCUCUUAACCACUGAGCCAUCUCUCCAGCCCCUCUCCCAAGUCUUAUAAACAAACCAUUGACCGACCACUCAUUCCUCUAGGUGAGAUGUGGGGAGGGGUGGGGCUGACUAGUUUAACUGGUAACUCAUGUGUCAGCUAGCGUUCAGUAUGCAGAAGGCAGCACAGGCUGCCUACCUCCCACCUCAGCAGAGUAGUUGAAAGCUUUCAAUCGGUCAUUUUCCCAGCCUCCUCCUCAGUGAGCCAGCAACUGCAUCUGUCCAGGCAACAGGGAAAGAAUCUACUCUAAGGCAAAUGCUAAUGGCUCAUGCCCUAGUGUGCUGAAAGCACUUUCUACCAUGACCGGUUACUACUAGGACAAGUGUCACCACAGCUGAACACAGCCAACAUGGUUUAUUAAGUGUUCUUUCAAAACUAACUCGGACCUCACAGACUCCUUGAAGCGGGCUCUCUUGGGGUGUGCAAACUAACUGGCUAAGUUACUCUGAAAAGCCCCAAGAGCUUAACACAAUACACAUUUCUUGUCUGUGCCACCAGUGGUGUCCCUCGGUGAGCAAAGACAGCACUACAGGGUGGGAACUACAGAUGUAUCUAGACCAGACUCCUCCCCUCUCCCACCUCCUCAUCUUUAAGGAACUCUCCCUGCAGACUGGGAUCUAUUACUAUGUAGUCACUAUGUAGUCACUAUGUAGACUCAUAGCGAUCUGCAUGCCUCAACCUCCCAAGUGCUGGGACCAAAGGUGAGUGCUUCCAUUCCCAACUUUAAAAACACUUCACUCGGGAUGCUGGCUUACGUCUGUCACCUUGUCACAAAAGAAGAACCUCAGUUUGAAAAUCCCAGCUGGUCUGCAUCACAUUCACAAUCCACACCUCCUCAAAGAAGCCUAAUCCCUAACCACACCCAAGUCCUAAGAAAAGGACUUCGCUCCACAGCGAAGUAGUUUGGCCACAGGACAUGAAGAUGAGACAGAUGAGUGACAUCCAGACUGCGGCUCCACUUCACAAACAGAAGGUCAAGCAACACAGGUAGAAAACAGCCUGAAACCAGAGAAUGGAAGACAUGACAGCCACAAAUGAGUCUUAGGCAAAGCAACCCUAACAGUCUAUAGGGAUGCCCCAAGAGCCACACAGGAGAGUGCUCCAAGAACCAUCAGGAGAGUGCUCUAAGAACCAUCAGGAGAGUACUCUAAGAGUCAUCAGGAGGGUGCUCCAAGAGCCACACAGGAGGGUGCUCCAAGAACCAUCAGGAGAGUUCUCUAAGACUCAUCAGGAGAGUGCUCCAAGAGCCUCAUAGGGGAGUGCUCCAAAAACAGCACAGGAGAGUGCUCCAAGAGCCAACAGGAGAGUGCUCCAAGACCUUCAUAAGGGAGUGCUCUAAAAACAGCACAGGUGGGUGCUCCAAGAGCCAACAAGAGAGUGCUCCAAGAGCUGCACAGGAGAGUGCUCCAAGAGUUAACAGCAAAUUGCUCUAAGAGCUUCACAGGGGAGUGCUCCAAGAGCCAAAAGGAGAGAGUGCUCCAAGAAUCAGUGUUAAAACACAGGUGAGGGCUAUUCUCUGUACCCUAGGUAGGGCAAGAGCACAAGGCUGGCUGAGGUAUCAGCCACUCUCUUAAAGGUAUCACAUCCCAACCUGAUAGUACACCCCACCAACCACUUCUAAGACCUCCACUGCACAGGUGAAAGCCAGGUAGACGUGCAACAGUUCCAGGACCAACAGAGUUGCAUGUAGCUAUCCAGUGGUGAACUGACUGCCUACCCCCAUCCCAAAAUCAAUGUUAAACCCUUCACACCCAAGAUGACAUUAGCAGAGCAGUGAAAACACAGACUGAGAAGUGGGGUGUCUCCUAUGUAACCAGAAUUCUGUGAGAUCAUGGGGUGGAGUCCCCAUGAAUGGACUGGUAGCCUUGAAAGGGGCUGAAGGGACCAGGGUGUAUUCUCCACUAUGCGAGAAUGAAGCAGGCCAGGGGGCACCACCACACGUGGAAUCAGUUGGCAUCCCCGUCUGAUACCUCCCAGCUGCCAGAGUGCAUGUGUGGUGUUCAGGCCACCAGAGUCCAUGGUGGGGUUUCAGUUGCCCACACUCAGCACACAGUUCUUCUCACCCUCAUGGAACUUGAUCUCACACAGGUUCUCCACAUGUCCAGAGUGUUUAGUCAUCUACUGGCCAAAAGCCCCAUCAUGACAAGGGGACAGCACAGGAUGGCAAAGAUAAUCAGUACUCUGGCUUCAGAGGAAACAGAACAAACAAAUAAACAAACAAACAAACUAGAGGUUUCAUAAUGACCCUUGUAUAGUCUUAAAUCGCAAGCAAAAAAAAACAAAAAUAAAUAAAUAAAUAAAUAGAUGCAAGCAAGGCAGCCAGGGGUGGUGCAUGCCCUCAGUCCCAGCACUCAGGCAGAUCUGUGGGUUCAAGACCAGCCUGGUCUACAGAGUGAGUUCCAGAAUAGCUAGGGAGAUACUUAUACCUACCCUACCACAGACAGACAGGAAGACACACACACACACACACACACACACACACACACACACACACACACGUGUCAAGUAAUUAAAAUGGGGCUGUAGGAAAGGUCACUACGUAGACAACAUCUGAGCCAAGAUUAUUAAAAAUAAAUAAAUAAAUAAAUAACCUGGCUUAGGAGAAAAGUCGUCACCUCAACCAAGACUCACUUGAACCAACAUCUGGUCAACAUCUGGUCCCCAGGAAGUGCCUGGGGGGUUCGGGUAGAGAUGAAGGCUGCAGUGUCCGAACAAAACACGCAGGUCUCUGUUCUCAAAAAACAUUAUGUUGAGCAAGAGGGUGAGGUAACACACAAGCAAACACACAAACAAGAAAUGCUGGGUUAGUAAUUACCACAAAGGCAAGUGGCCAGACGAUGGGCAGGAGACUGCACUACAGUGAGGCACCGGGCAUGGCCCGAAUCACUGACUACGGUCAGUUAGAUCCAAACUGACCAAAAGUAGUUCAGUCACACAGACAAUGUAGAUGAACCCUCUUCGCUUGAGCAAAGGAUUACACAUUUGAGAAGGCCUGUGGUGGAAACCUUGUCUAGACUAUCACCCUAGGACAGACUGUGAGACAAAGCAGAAGCAGACUGGCCAGGCUAUGGCACCAGACCAGGAACAGAUGACAGUGUCUUGCCCCUGAAGGGGCAUCAGAAGUAAUUCAAGCAAAUGAGUGUCUUAGUUAGCAUUUGACUGCUGUGAACAGACACCAUGACCAAGGCAACUCUUAUAAGGACUACAUUUAAAUGGGCUGGCUUACAGGUUCAGAGGUUCAGUCCGUUAUCAUCAAGGCAGGAACAUGGCAGCAUCCAGACAGGCAUGAUGCAGGCAGAGCUGAGAGUUCUACAUCUCCAUCUGAAGGCUGCUAGUGGAAGACUGACUCCCAGGCAGCUAGGGUGAGGGUCUUAAGCCCACAUCCACAGUGACACACCUACUCCAACAAGGUCACACCUCCUAAUAGGGCACUGUAGAGCCAGAGUUUUGGGGCCUGAAGUGACAGGAAGAAAUGAACAGCCUAACUGUGUCAACAGUGAUGACAUACGUCACUUAGUGAGAUGCUGAGGACUGGAGAGGUAUAAAUCUGGCAGAAGAAAGGCAAGAGUUCUGUUCCAGGUGGGUGCAAUGGAGACAAUUAUCAGAAUGUGGAAAAGCCAAUGGAGACAAUUAUCAGAAUGUGGAAAAGCCAGACAGGAUUACAAGGUCAAAUCUGGGCAAGAGAGUAAGACACGCCCCCCCCCCCCCCCAGGAGUGACUGUGCAAAAGCGCAACCAUUCAAAAGACGGACUGUGAUACAGAAAACCAGAGAACUAUAUUCGUAAGAACAGCAAAACAGGAUCAAAGGGUGCACAGGAGCAGGAAAGGCGGAGGGGCAGGUGACCUACAAAAUGCAACUCAGUCAAGUGUGGUUUCUAGGCAAAUGCUGGGAACUGGUUCCUACUACAGUGGGAUGCCAGGUCUCUAGGAACUCUCUACCAGGACAAAAACGGGAAAGGGAGGUUGAGAAAUUAAAAAUAAAAAAAUAAAAAAUAAAAAUCUACCCAACCAAGUUGUGCCCCAAAAGGGAGCCUGUUGGGUCACCCAGGUGAACAGGCACAGAGAGCCCUUGGCCACUUCCUGGUCUAGCCAUCUCUACCUCCUGCCCAUCAAGAAGCCUGGGGCUGUGCGGAGCAGGGAACGCGACAGAGGAGGGUGCACAGGUCUGAGGACCCCAUUCUGCCUGGCCUACCAGCCAGAUCCCGCACGGAAGAGGGGCGGUACAAAGACCUGCAGUGGGACGCCUCCCUUAGCGGCCUUCGAUUCACAGGAGGACAGGAGGAGGAUCACACAAUCGGAGGGAGGAGGACUAGAGGGUUGAGGACUAGAGAGCUGAAGGGAGGACCAAUGGAUGAUCCAGGGACUGAAAGGAAGAGGCUCAGAGGCUCAGAGGGAGGACUGAAUGGCUGCAUAUCAGGAGGACUACAAGGUGGAGGACAGGAGAGAGGAGCAUCAGAGGACAGAGGAUCAAGGGAGGGAGGAACUGUGAGGAUCGAGGAGGAGGGGUUGGAAAAGAACAGAGGGUGAGAGGUAAGAAGUUGGAGGGCAGAGGAGAACAGAGGAUGGGGAGGCAGAGAAUUCGAGGGAGGAGGAGGAGUGGAGGACGGAGGGAGCUAGGGAGGGGAAAGGAGAAGGGCAGAGGACAACGCAACGGAGGGAGAAGGGCUGAAGGAGGAUUUUAGAUCAGAGGGAGGAGUGCUCAGGAGGAGGAUUAGAAGAACGAUGGGGAGAAGGACAUAGUAUUUGAGGGAGGAAGCAGGAUCGGAAGGACGGAGGUCCUGAGAGAAGUCGCUUACCUGCUUGAAGGUGCUGCUGAGGAAGUAAACUAGCGAGAGGCCGAAAACCAGGGCGAGCACCCAGCGCUUGCGCAGGAGCCGGCGCCACAGCAGCGCCGCCAGGUUCAGCAUCCCGGUAGGGCGCAGGCGCAGAGACGACCCCACGGCAUGACCCCUGCAAUCCGCUUCCAGCACUGCUUUACCUUCCCGCAGCCAACGCGCCGGCCACGUGAUCCGCCGCACGCCCCGCCCCACCUAGUGACGCCAACGCCAGGCCCCUCCAUGCCUCCUCGCCAUUGGUUCUGCCGGAGCCUCGGCUCUCCAUUGGCUGAAUGUGACGGCAGGGGCGGACCUUCUCGGACUAGAGGCAGGCCUCCCUGUGCGAGGGUCCUAGCGCCGAUCGCGUUCUCGGUGGCACUGCCGGCCGGAAGUCACGUGGCGCCCUGGCCACGCCAGGGAUUGGCUAGGCUGGAUUAGCAGAGGCCGUGAUUGCUGCAGUGUCUGGCAGGUCUGCUGUCUCCAAUGAGUCUCCUGUCCUGUGCUUCCCUCUGAAGAGGAGGAAGAGGAGGAGGAGGAGGCCUGCUCUCUCUGGGACCCAGUGGCCACAUCCCAUCAGGAACCCUGAGUGUCCACGGCACAUUUCGUCAGCAUGGAGUUCUGAGGUCCAUGUGGCUCCUUGCUGCGCACCAGGUGCUAAGGAAAAUGCAGAGACGCCACAGUAGCAACACGGACAACAUUCCACCUGAAAGCAGAAGUCGCAGCCAGGCGCUCAGCCCCGAGGCCAGCGUGGAUGAGGGUGGUGUAUUUGAGAGUCUGAAGGCAGAGACGGCCUCCCCUCCUGCGCUCUUCUCAGGCCUGGCAGGUGGCCUGCCUGCCAGCCCCUUCCCAGCAGGCCUGGUGCUGGGCUCCACGGCGGGUGGCGGGGAUGUCUUCAUCCCCAUGCCAGCCACCAGGGAUGAGGCCGGUGGCCGCAGCGCCGAAGGAAGCACCUACCACCACCGCCAGGCCCACCACCACUUCCACCAUGGUGCCCACCGCGGGGGCUCCCUGCUGCAGCACGUGGGUGGGGACCACCGUGGACACUCAGAGGAAGGGGUCGACGAGCAGCCCGGAACUCCAGCACCCGCACUGUCUGAGCUCAAGGCUGUGAUCUCCUGGCUUCAGAAAGGACUGCCCUUUAUCCUCAUCCUGCUGGCCAAACUGUGCUUCCAGCACAAGCUGGGCAUUGCUGUGUGCAUCGGGAUGGCCAGCACCUUUGCCUAUGCCAACUCCACCCUCCGGGAGCAGGUGUCCUUGAAGGAGAAGAGGUCGGUUCUGGUCAUCUUGUGGAUUCUGGCCUUCCUGGCAGGGAAUACCAUGUACGUCCUUUAUACCUUCAGCUCCCAGCAGCUCUACAGCAGCCUCAUAUUCCUGAAGCCCAACCUGGAGACACUGGACUUCUUUGACCUGCUGUGGAUCGUGGGGAUCGCCGACUUUGUACUGAAGUACAUCACCAUCGCCCUCAAGUGCCUCAUCGUGGCCCUGCCCAAGAUCAUCCUGGCUGUCAAAUCCAAGGGAAAGUUUUAUCUGGUCAUUGAGGAGCUGAGCCAGCUGUUCAGGUCUCUUGUCCCCAUCCAGCUGUGGUACAAGUACAUCAUGGGGGACGACUCCUCCAACAGCUACUUCCUGGGAGGAGUCCUGAUCGUCCUCUACAGUCUCUGCAAGUCGUUCGACAUCUGUGGUCGCGUGGGCGGACUCAGGAAAGCAUUGAAGCUCCUUUGCACCUCACAGAAUUACGGGGUCCGAGCCACAGGGCAGCAGUGCACGGAGGCUGGCGCCGUCUGCGCCAUCUGCCAAGCUGAGUUCCGAGAUCCCAUGAUUCUCCUGUGCCAGCACGUGUUCUGUGAAGAGUGCCUCUGCCUGUGGCUGGACAGGGAACGCACCUGCCCGCUCUGCCGCUCGGUUGCUGUGGAUACCCUGCGAUGCUGGAAGGACGGGGCCACGUCUGCACACUUGCAGGUGUAUUGAGCUAAACAUGAGUGUCUGGGGAGCCCAGCCCCAAGGAUGCCUGGGAAACAGCCUCCAGGACUUUCUCCUGCCUCCCACCACCUCUAUCUGAUGACCCCAGGGCCUCCACACCAACACUUCCUCAGCGCCCCAGUACAGUGUGUGUGUCCUACCUCACCAGAAAGGGGAGCCCUCCUCACUCAGACUUGGCUCCCCCACAGGUAGGUGAUCCGUCCCCUCUAAGUGGAGGAGUUACCCAUACAUACACAGUCUCCCUUCAUUUAACCUGCUUCCAGCCGCUGGUGCUCAAUGCUACGAACUAGUAUGAGCUCAGAGAGUACAGUCUGACCCAGGUCUGCACACAGGAGCCGAUGGGAGAACGUCCAACAUGUGAGCACCAGGCUUCACCCACCUAGCUGACCUUCAAAACAGCAGGAUGCACCAAGCAUCCCGCUCAUGCCGCCUCCUGGCAUCUCCACAUCAGCCCUAGGGUGGGGCUACUUGCUCUCUCUCACACACACACCAUUGGCAGGUGAGAAGCUUGGGGUGGCCGCCCAGCUAGUAAGGGGCCAAUGUGUCUCCAGCGCUGCCUGGUGCUGUUGCUGCAAGUGCCCCUCGCUGGCUGAGCAUCCGUGGCCUGGGCAUACAGCACAUCAGAGACAGACUGCUCUGAGCAGGCAGGCAGCGAGGUCAAAUGGCAGGAGCCAUGGACAGACUGCACCUUUGUGAUUCCUUUUCUCCCGGGAUCCACCUGGGACAGUCAGUCUCAGAAGGGUCAGCUCUGGUCCAGAGUGUAUGCCACCUGCCUUCUGUCAUUCUUCUGUCCUUAUUCUCAUCUACAUUGUCCCUCACUGACAGCUCAGGCCUGUGCAGAGCUGUGGACAUGGCUACCUCCCCCCCCCACCCCCCGGAGGCUUCAAUCCAUGUCAUAAGUGGCACACGGCUUCGGAGUGAUCCAUGUGUCGUCCCCCCUCCCCCCCCCCCUCUCUAGUGAGGUAAUUAGCUCGGAGAAACAACAGUCCUUCCAGAGUCUCUGAAAAGACUGCUUUAUAUCUUUAACUAACCGCCCGAGCGAGCGGGAACGCUGGGAGCAGAUGGCAGGUGUGCUUUCACAUCCUUCGGUCUCUAGGACACAGCUUCUUCUCCCCGCGGGAAACUCUCUGAUUGGAAACCUGGGACGAAAUAGCACAGGUGACCGCACAGAAGCCUCUGGAAUUCUGCCUGCCUCCACUGGCUCCUGACUCGGUUCUCUCACAGCCGGCAUCCGCACAACAGGCUGGCCCAAGCCACGUUUGAGAUUAGCACCAAGGGGGUUGGGGGAGGGAGAAAGGAGCCUCUGUAGAUUCAGGGUGCUCUCUCCUCCCCUUUGUAAAUUUAGGACCCAUGCCUUGGGCACCCCUGCUGGGACUUCUUCCUCUGCUUGGUCUCCAGGGCACUUUCCUGGUACCAGUAACACACCCACCCUUUCCAGGAGACCAGGGCAUCCUUCAAGCUUUGUUACUAUGGCAAUGGCCAUGAUGCUAAGCAAUCCCACUGCCUGGAUGUCCUAAGAGGGAAGGGAGGAUGGGCCCUUCUGUCCUCUCUGGUUUGAGGGGGUACCCAGGAGAGUGGUGGGACUGCCUGCAACUGGUUUUUAUCAGAGAGAUUGCUUUGCCUGAGAUGCUGUCAGCAUUGUGGAGGGGUGGGAGCUGCAGGAGGUGCACGGAAGUGUAGGGUGGGAUGGAUCAGAUGCAGCCACUGGGAGUCGGGCUUGGAAACCUGACUCCAAACUUUGUGAUGUCCCUAUACCCUGUAUCCCCCCACCCUCCAUGGAGCUACAAAACCUAGCAUGUUUCUUGCUAGGACUGAGAAAACUAACAGCAGGACUGAAGAUGUAGCUCAGUCGGUAGAGCACUUGCCUAGUGUGCAGGAAGCCCUGAGUUCCGUGGCCAGCACCACAUGAACUAGGCAUGGCAGUGCACAACUGAAUUGGCAGCGCUGGGUGGGAGAGGCAGGAGGAUUAGAAGGACAAGAUCAUUCCUUGGCCACAUAGCGAGUCCCAGGGUAGCCUGGGCUCUGUGAGACUCCAUCUUAAAAGGGAGAACAGGUGAACUAACAGUGUGGGUUACUGGAGAGUGUGCCAAGGGUUUUACACACCCCCUCCAUUACUUCUCUGACAUCUUGUAAAUAUAAUUAUAUCCCUACCACACAUGGAGCAUCCCCUGGGACAGUGAGAUGCUCUUCAGUUCCCAUCCUUCCAGGGAACACCUCAGAUGGCCAGUGGGGUUCAUCCAGUUUAGAGGGCUCAGGCAGUUUCCCAGACAGCAGGCUGUGGGAAAGUGUCCCCUGCAGUGGCGUAUCAGUCCUUUGCUUUGAGCAGGUCAGUGGAGCAUCAGGGGCCGGAUAUGGCUCCCGGUAUAUUGUGGGUCACAGACUCAAAUCCCUCUGAGUCCUCCAAGUCUUGUGUGUGUGAGGACCUGAGAUUAACAAGGUAGGGGAGGCUGGUGAGAGGGCAGAGGUUGAGAGUGCUUGGCUUGCAUCUUUAAGAGGACCCAGGACUCACACCAAAGGGCUCACAACUCCAGCUCCAGGGACACACACAUCAUUUAAAACAAAUCUUCAAGAACCAUGUGGGAAGAAGAACGGCCUGCUUUGGACCCGAGCCUAACAGGCCCAGCCUUCCAAAGGGAACGGCACAGGUACGGAGCCUUGGGACCAUCCCCCACUGCUGAAGCGGAAGUGGGCAGCGACCUGAGGUCCUCUGCUUUUGCUUUGGGACAUGUCUUUGGUGUCUUUGAGAACCUUCUGCCAAUAAACCUCCCCCAUGGAUGUAACUUGUA
Molecule: messenger RNA, 9779 nt
Organism: Mus musculus (house mouse)
Lineage: Eukaryota; Metazoa; Chordata; Mammalia; Rodentia; Muridae
Gene: Rnft2
Product: ring finger protein, transmembrane 2
Exons: 11
Coding region: 5641-6981 (446 amino acids)
Biological process (GO): positive regulation of ERAD pathway
Cellular component (GO): membrane
Molecular function (GO): ubiquitin protein ligase activity
Source: RefSeq, a predicted model, not a curated record